UUGGGAUUAAAAUCAAGUUGUGGGUUAGUUUUGGCAAAAACCCCAUAGUAUUUUAUAUACUUUUAUAUAAAAAAAUAUACUUUUUAUUUACUUAUUUAUUGGAUUUGUUUUGGAAAAUCCUUAAACCCAAGUUUAUUUUUUUCCUGCAUGGUUUGUUAUUAGUCAAAAUUUUAGCUACUUAAAAAACCUAUUAUGUGUGACUUCUAACUUGUUUUAUCUUUUUCGCGGUUGUAGGAAUUAAUGUUCUAUGUGGAGUAGCUUUACUUACAAUGCCUUAUGCAGUGAAAGAAGGAGGCUGGUAGGGCUUUUCAUACUCUUUUCCUUUGGCGUCAUAAGAGCAACCCCAUCAAGGGUUUAUAACAGGUUCAUGGGCUCAGUAUCAUAGGGCCGAAUAAUAAAAAUAAAUCAUAUAUUGGGUUUACUCUCGCGACCCGCCUCUUACGCUUGACCCCAUCUGAUACGGGUUCACGACAGGUGUCGCAUUUUCACUGGGGAAGGGGAGUCGACGUCACGCGGAGGAAAGCGGAGAGAGAAUCAUUUCUCUCAUUUUCGCGUGAAAAGCUAGGGUUUCCUCCUCAGGCGAUUUCCCGUGGGACGCCGAUCUCUCUUCACUUUUCUCUCCUUUUCUCGAUCGAUUCGACGCCGGAUUAUCUCCUCCAGGAGCAGAGAUGGAUCCCUUAGAAGAGAUAAGUGAUAGUAAGAGGCAACUAGAGUACUUAAACCACCUGGGAAACGUGGCCGAUUCGGAAUAUGGAAUGCCCAGAAGAUGUGCUUGUGGUGGGAGAAUGAUUGACGAGCUUCGAGUCAAGGAUGAGUUCGACACUCAGCCUGGGAAGCGCUUCUUCAGCUGCGUAAACUACGAGGCUGAUGGUUUGCAUUAUCGUCAGCUUUGGGUUAUAGGUGUGCAGGAGGAGAUGGUACGCCUGCGUAAGCGUGUUGAGGAGGCUGAUGAGGUGAUCAAGUGGGUGCCCAUUCUCAAUAAACAGAUUGAGAGUGUUGAGGCACAAGUUAAAAGGCUGACUUUGCUGCUUGAUAAGCUGACUGGUGACGUGUAUAACCUCUCAGUGCAGGUGGCUGCUCUGGAGAAUGUGUGUUUCGACUGAAAUCGAACAGGUAAACAUUCAAACUAAACUGAAGUAGAAGUUCUUUCCGCGUAGGUUGUUUGUUGUAGUUGAACUGAUACUUAACUUAACUAGGAACUCAACUAGUUUCAUUAAAUAUCUAGAGUAGGAGCUGUACUAGAUUUUAGGUUUCAUUAAAUAGUUGUUGGUUGGUUGCUGUGAUGAAUGGUCAUAAAAUGCUUUCUGUCCGAAACUUGUUUGAGUUUAAAAAAUUGAUUUGAUGCGUAAUGAAUGCAUUCUGUGAUAAACUUGUUGUCUAAUUAAGGGUAAUGAAUGUUUGGUAGUUAGAAACACCUUUUAUAGAUACUCAAAAUCACUCUAAAUCACCACGCACUUGUCAAAAAACCAAAAAAAAUUUAAAACACAACCCGAAACCAAAAUGGAUUCCUUUUCUCUUAAUUCUCCCGGGUUUGUGAACCUAUUAUCUUCCCAGUGCAGUCAAACCACUCAAACCAUAGAUGUAGGAUCCUCUGAUGUUCCUAAACCGGUGGAGAGGAGAAAGUGGACAACACAAGAAGACAUAGUCCUCAUCAGUGCCUGGUUGAACACCAGUAAGGAUCCCAUAGUUAGUAACCAGCAGAAGUUAGGGUCUUUUUGGAAAAGAAUAGAGGAUUACUUUAAUUCAAGCGCUCAGCUCACUGGCUUUGCUCCCAGAGAGUGGAGUCAGUGUAAGCAGAGGUGGGGAAUGGUUAAUGAGCAGGUGUGUAAGUUUGUUGGAAGCUAUGAGGCGGCUUUGAAAGAGCAAGCUAGUGGCCAAAAUGAGAACGAUGUCAUGAAGUCUGCUCAUGACAUCUUCUUUAACGACUACCAGGCGAAGUUCACACUUGAACACGCGUGGAGGGAGCUGAGGUUUGAUCAAAAGUGGAGAUCGACCUCUUGCGCAAAAGAUGGUGCAAAGGAGAAACGGAAGGAAGCUGCGGAGUCAGUCCCUGACUCGGAUGAGGCUAGGCCUCCUGGUGUGAAGGCUUGCAAAGUAGCCAAACGCAAGAAAAAGGGGAAUGAAGCAGCAUUUGAUCGACUAGAGAGCAUUCUAGACUUGAAACGGAACCUAUCGAAACAAAAAAUACUAGAUCGUCUACUCUCUAAGAAACUAGAAACUCUAACUGAGAGUGAGGUGGCUCUGAAGGACAAACUAGUUUCUGAGAUGCUCUAGGUGACAAUUUGAUAAUUUGUCUAGUUUUCUAUGUUGUUUACUUGAUAAUUUGCUUAGUUCAUUACUUGAUAACUGCUUUUACUUAGUUGCGGAAACUCUUAGUUCAUUACUUGUUGACUAAAACUUCUCUUCUUCUGUGUCGUUUUGCAGGUGAAGGUUGUUGGUUCUGGAGGUCACGGGUUCUACAAGGUUUAUUGCUUCUGCAGGUCACGGGUUCUAGAGGUCACGGGUUCUACUGGCGCAGCACGUUUUUUUCUGAGGUUGAUGGGUUAUUGUAGUAGUAGUAGUUGUACUGUAGUGUAGUUGAUGGGUUGUGCUUCACAGGAAGCAUAUUGUAAUGUAGUGUAGUUGAUGGGUUGUGUUUCUAGAGGUCACGGGUUGUACUGGUGACAACACAUUUUCAAGUACUUGUUGUUGUUUAUGCAAGUGUCACGGAUGUUGUAUAACAUCACUACAUAAUCUAUGUCUCAUUUAUGCA
Molecule: messenger RNA, 2752 nt
Organism: Brassica napus (rape)
Lineage: Eukaryota; Viridiplantae; Streptophyta; Magnoliopsida; Brassicales; Brassicaceae
Product: glutathione S-transferase T3-like
Exons: 4
Coding region: 1501-2274 (257 amino acids)
Source: RefSeq, a predicted model, not a curated record